Molecule: messenger RNA, 2181 nt
Organism: Miscanthus lutarioriparius
Lineage: Eukaryota; Viridiplantae; Streptophyta; Magnoliopsida; Poales; Poaceae
Source: the annotation of a GenBank genome assembly
AUGCCUGCCGCUGCAGCCUGCGCGCACACGCGGCUCGGGGCGACGAUGCUCACGUUCGCGGCGCGGAUGCCCACAUCGCCGGAGCCGGAGGCCGGUCGUGGCGCCGCCGCCGAGCCCAAGGGGCGCGACGUGCACCCGCAGCUGUGGCAGGCGUGCGCGGGCUCCAUGUGCGCCGUGCCGCCCGUCGGCGCCGACAUCUACUACUUCCCGCAGGGCCACGCCGAGCACGCCGGCGCCGCCGCCGUGGACCUGCGCGCCGCGGGCGUGCGCGUCUCGCCGUUCGUGCCCUGCCGCGUCGCGGCCGUCAGGCUCAUGGCGGAGCCCGACACCGACGACAUCUACGCCAGGAUACGCCUCGUCCCGCUCCGCCCCUGGGAGCCGGUGGCGGACGUGGGCGACGCCCUGACGGGGAGCGACGGGAGCAGCAGGGGCGGCGCCGGGGACGGCAACGGCCAGCAGCCGCCGCCGCGGCAGCCCAGGCCGUUGUCUUUCGCCAAGACGCUGACGCCGUCCGACGCCAACAACGGCGGCGGCUUCUCCGUGCCGCGGUUCUGCGCGCUCUCCAUCUUCCCGCAGCUGGACUACAGCUUUGACCCGCCCGUGCAGUUCGUCUCCGCCAGGGACGUGCACGGCGUCGAGUGGACGUUCCGCCACAUCUACCGCGGCACCCCGCGCCGCCACCUGCUCACCACCGGCUGGAGCAACUUCGUCGGCAACAAGAACCUCCGGCCCGGCGACUCCGUCGUCUUCGUCCGCGAGGAGGACGGCAAGCUCCACAUCGGCCUGCGGCGCGCCACGCGCGUGUUCUGCAGCGGCGGCAAUGCGGGCAGCCCGGGCGCCGCCGCCGCCGCGGGUCCAUCGGGCGGCAAGGUCCCAGCGGAGGACGUGGUCGCGGCGGCGAGGCUGGCCGCCGCCGGGCAGCCGUUCGAGGUGGUGCACUACCCGCGUGCGAGCGCGCCGGAGUUCGUCGUGCGUGCGGCCGCCGUCAAGGAGUCCAUGCAGGCCCCCUGGUGCCGCGGCCUGCGCUUCAAGAUGGCGUUCGAGACGGAGGACCUGUCGCGGAUCAGCUGGUUCAUGGGCACCGUCGCCGGUGUCGAGCCAGCCGAUCCCGCACGGUGGCCGCAGUCGCCCUGGCGACUCCUUCAGGUGACCUGGGACGAGCCUGAGCUCCUGCGGAACGUGAACCGCGUGUGCCCGUGGCGGGUCGAGCUGGUGUCGAGCAUGCCCAGCGUGCCGCGCUUCUCGCCGCCGCCGCGCAAGAAGCCGCGCACCCCGCCGUACACGGAGACUCUCUCGGAGCGCCAGCAACUUUUCGACCCCGCCUUCCCGUUCCCGCCCACACACCCACUCCCACUGGCACCACCCCUCCCUGCCCCAAACCACGACCGGAACCGCCACGAUCUCGUCCCCUCCUUCCCGGUCAUCCCGGACAGCAUCGCUGCUGCUGCUGCAGGCAUCCAGGGAGCCAGGCAUCCGCAAUUCGCUCCAUUCUUUCCGGAUCUCCACCUCAGCGACCUGCAGCAGAGCCUGCUGUUCUGUGGCAUCCGCCGCGCCGAUCACCAAGCCCCUCCCGCGCCAAGGAUCGCCACCGACUUGAAGAUCGGCAGCCCAACGCCCCGCUCUCCAUCACUCAAGAAAGGCGACGACGUCAAGCCACCGGGGAUAAUGCUCUUCGGACGGGAGAUACGGACCGAGGAGCAGAUGAAAAGCAGCAACGGCUCUGGUGUCCCGAUCUCGCCGCGAGCCACCAGCAGCGGCUCGUCCAAGCCCGACUGCGACGACGAGAAAGCGUCCAACACGUCUGAUCGCUCUCGCUCCGACGUGUCCCAUGGAAGUCCCGCCAAGAAGAAUUCGCCGUCCUCCUGGAGAUUGUGGUGGUCUGGAGACAGUUCACCGUCUGAAUUUGCGCUGGAGCCCGGGCAGUGCAAGGUGUUUGUGGAGUCGGACACCCUCGGCAGGAACCUUGACCUCUCGGCGCUGGGCUCAUUCGAGGAGCUCUGCGCGCACCUGUCCAGCAUGUUCGGCAUCAACAACGCUGAUCUGAGGAGCCACAUGGUCUACCGCACCAUCGCCGGCGAGGUGAAGCACGUCGGCGACGAGCCUUUCAGCGCGUUUGUGAAGUCAGCGCGGAGGAUCACCAUACUGAGCGACGCUGGCAGCGACAACACUGGCAACCGAUGA